Messenger RNA from Aspergillus wentii DTO 134E9, 1155 nucleotides. Its product is annotated as sugar phosphate isomerase/epimerase family protein. Bases 1 to 1155 code for a protein of 384 amino acids. The transcript has a single exon. The record is from RefSeq and is a predicted model, not a curated record. Lineage: Eukaryota; Fungi; Ascomycota; Eurotiomycetes; Eurotiales; Aspergillaceae.
AUGCCUCUCUCCUGGCCCUCCCCCGUCAACAACCAACUCGGUAUCGCCACCGUCUCGCUCGGAAAUCCCCGGAUCCAUCAUCUUCAACCUCGCCUGGAAGCCGCCGCCAAAGCCGGAUAUCACUGGAUCGACCUUUUCGACGAAUGUUGGGCUGCAUAUCUGGAAGAACACAAUCUUCCUGGUGAUCGACUAUGGGAGGCCACAGAGGAUAACCUUCGUGUGGCGCGGAAACUGGGCGACCUCGUCAAGUCGCUCGGAAUGCGCAUCGCGUGUACACAGCCACUGCGCGUGAUUGAGGGCAUCAAAGAUCCUAACGAGCGGAAAGAAACGCUGGAUCUCGUUGCAAAACGGUUCCCGUUCAUGAGAGCAUUCGAUACCGAUCUCGUGUUUAUGUGUGCGAGUAUUCGAACCGACGAUGGCGUCACUUCCGAUUUGAAGACGGUGGCGAAAGAUCUGGCGGAAUUGGGCGAUAUGGCCAGAGCAUAUGCCGAAGCUGAUGGAGGGGCGAUGCUGAAGAUAGGAUAUGAAGGAUUGUCAUGGGCGCAACGGAAUACCUGGUCGUCGUCGUGGGAGGCAGUCCGAAUGGCGAAUCGACCGAAUGUUGGGCUCAUUCUGGAUGCGUUUAACAUCCUGGCCGUCGAGUUUGCAGAUCCAUACAAUCCAGCUGGACAUGGGCGGAUCCAUCCAACCAUCGAAGAGUCACUCGAGGUACUAUGUGCAUCACUAUCGUCGCUCGUCCACUCGGUCCCUGGGGAUCGCAUCUUCUUCUUCCAAGUCGGCGAUGCCGAAUGUGUUGAUCCCAAGACCUUCAAACCACCGACUGAUCCAUCUAUCCCGGCCCUGUUGCCAUGGUCUCGAGGCCAUCGACUGUAUCCGUUUGAAGCAUCGCGCGGGGGUUAUAUGCCGGUGGAUCUGGUUGCCGCUGCAGUGGUUGCAACAGGAUAUCAGGGUCCGAUGUCCUUGGAGGUAUUCAACAAUUCACUCUUUGACUCUGAUCGCGGUGUCCCUGCUGUCCAUGCGGAACGGGGGAUUGUCGGACUGCAAAAACUGGCUGCUGCCAUCCCUGAUAUUCCAGCGUUCUGGGAGAAGUGGUUGCAGAGUCCUCGAGAUGCAUCCAUGCAGAUCAUCCAGGCGAAGAGGCAGGGAAAGUUGUAA